AUGAACAAUUCCCUGGAUUACCUGGCCUACCCUGCUAUUGUCUCUAAUCAUAGGCAAAGCACAACCUUCAGGAAGAAACUGGACCUUGGCCAUUACCUAUUACACAAGAACAGAAUACAAAUAGUGAAGCCUACUGUAGACACCAAACCUCCAAUGGCACACACACAUCACAUUUUAAAAUUGAGCAAACUCCAGGGCGAACAAAAGAAAAUCGACAAGAUCGAAUAUGAAAAUAAGCAACUGUGUCAGAAAAUCGCCAAUGCCCAUCGUGGCCCUGCCAAGGUGGAUUGCUGGAAUGAGUAUUUCCCCAAAAGCUUAAACAGAGAAGCGAGGAACCGCGAGCUAGUGAAAAUCACCAUGGAAAACCAGGGCAUUCUGAAGAGGCUGGGGGAUCGCAAACCCCACUACGAGCUCAGGGCAUCGGAGAUGGACUGGCAGAAUUCAAGGCGCUAUAUCAGAAAUACAACAAGAUAUCUUCUCUCUCCAAAUCAAUAGCUUACUCACAAUGGAAAGAUACAGAGAAGGCCUUUGGAUUUCUUGGCUGCUCAGAAUCUCAAGACACUCCAAUGUUACAAUAAAGCUUGCCUCAUAAAACAGGGCAGGCAGAAGGAAGGAUGUGAUGA
Messenger RNA from Jaculus jaculus (lesser Egyptian jerboa), 623 nucleotides. It is a transcript of the gene Cfap97d1, whose product is annotated as CFAP97 domain containing 1. The record is from RefSeq and is a predicted model, not a curated record. Gene Ontology annotation, biological process: sperm axoneme assembly. Bases 1 to 495 code for a protein of 164 amino acids. Lineage: Eukaryota; Metazoa; Chordata; Mammalia; Rodentia; Dipodidae. The transcript has 6 exons.